AUGGAUCCUAACAAUCCCAACAACCGCCUCUACCUGAACAUUGGCAAUAACGGAGACCGACUAGCCGCAGCCGAUCGCGCCUAUCCGACCACUCCCUCUGGCUUCCCCCAGCCCGUCUACCAGAACCAGCAACAAGCCAUGGCUCAGCAACCUCACCAGCAGUACGGUGCUGGAUACCCUGCCCAGUCUGCAGGGUAUUUCAUGCCAAACCAGUACCAGCAAUACCAGCCCCAGGGCGGCCCUGAUUACAACCAAGCUCCCCAUGCCGCCACUGGCUACGGUCCCCGAUCCAACACUCCGGGCACCAACGAUCCAAACGUUGGCCUGGCUCACCAGUUCUCGCACCAGAACUUGGGAGGUCCCGGUGGCCCUGGCCGUGCUUCUCCCUAUGCGCCUCGCGGCCCAUCCCCGGGCCAGCGACCGCGGACUGCUGGUUCCAACUCUCAACAGCAACGAGACGCAUACAACAGCUACCACAACAACCCCAUGCCACCCCAAGCAGGCCGUACCGAUCAAGUCUUCCAGGCCGCCCCCGAACGGAAUCCCGAGAAGUAUGGCCAGAAUGCCAACAACAACCAGAAGAAGUGCUCCCAGCUGGCCGCGGACUUUUUCAAGGAUAGCGUGAAGCGAGCCCGCGAGCGAAACUUGAGACAGAGUGAGAUGGAGCAGAAACUCAAUGAUCCUAACCAAAACGCUGCUCGGCGCGAACAGAUUUGGCAGAAUGGCGGUAAGAAGGAGGCCCGUUACCUGCGAUUUCUGCGAACCAAGGAUAAGCCCGAGAACUACAGCACCAUCAAGAUCAUUGGCAAGGGUGCCUUUGGUGAGGUGAAGUUGGUUCAAAAGAGAGCCGACGGUCAGGUCUAUGCCAUGAAAUCCUUGAUCAAGACUGAAAUGUUCAAGAAGGAUCAGCUUGCCCAUGUUCGCGCUGAGCGUGAUAUCUUGGCCGAGUCUGACAGUCCCUGGGUCGUCAAGCUGUUUACCACAUUCCAAGACGCCAACUUCUUGUAUAUGUUGAUGGAGUUCUUGCCAGGAGGUGACCUCAUGACCAUGCUCAUCAAGUAUGAGAUUUUUUCCGAGGACAUAACGAGGUUCUACAUAGCAGAAAUCGUGCUUGCGAUUGAGGCUGUGCAUAAACUUGGUUUUAUUCACCGUGAUAUCAAGCCAGACAACAUUCUGCUAGACCGUGGUGGUCAUGUCAAGCUAACUGACUUCGGCUUGUCCACUGGUUUCCAUAAGCUUCACGACAACAACUACUACCAGCAGCUCCUGCAGGGCAAAUCGAAUCGUCCCAGAGACAGAAACUCGAUUGCGAUUGACCAAAUCAACCUCACUGUCUCCAACAGAGCUCAAAUCAACGACUGGAGACGAUCUCGAAGACUGAUGGCCUACUCCACUGUUGGAACGCCCGACUACAUUGCCCCAGAGAUUUUUACCGGUCAGGGCUACUCAUUUGAUUGCGAUUGGUGGUCUCUGGGAACGAUCAUGUUCGAGUGUCUGGUGGGCUGGCCGCCGUUUUGUGCUGAGGAUAGCCAUGAUACCUACCGCAAGAUUGUGAACUGGAGGCAGUCUCUCUACUUCCCUGACGACAUUACCCUGGGCCGCGACGCCGAGGAUCUCAUUCGCAAUUUGAUCUGCAACACUGAGAACCGUCUCGGUCGCGGUGGCGCACAGGAGCUCAAGGCACACCGUUUCUUCCAUGGCGUUGAGUUUGACAGCCUGCGGAGAAUCCGUGCGCCAUUCGAACCCCGUCUGACGUCCAACAUCGACACUACAUACUUCCCUACCGACGAGAUUGACCAGACUGACAAUGCUACCCUUCUCAAGGCUCGGGAUAUGGCACAAGGCAGACAGGUCGAAGAGUCUCCGGAGAUGAGUUUGCCGUUCAUUGGAUACACGUUUAAGCGUUUCGAUAACAACUUCCGAUGA
This is a messenger RNA of Pestalotiopsis fici W106-1, 1926 nucleotides long. Its product is annotated as Serine/threonine-protein kinase cot-1. The coding region runs from base 1 to 1926 and encodes 641 amino acids. Gene Ontology annotation, molecular function: protein serine/threonine kinase activity; ATP binding. The transcript is spliced from 3 exons. Gene Ontology annotation, biological process: intracellular signal transduction; peptidyl-serine phosphorylation. The record is from RefSeq and is a predicted model, not a curated record. Lineage: Eukaryota; Fungi; Ascomycota; Sordariomycetes; Amphisphaeriales; Sporocadaceae.